Physcomitrium patens is the source of this 2028-nucleotide messenger RNA. Its product is annotated as tubulin beta-1/beta-2 chain. Gene Ontology annotation, cellular component: microtubule. Gene Ontology annotation, biological process: microtubule-based process. Gene Ontology annotation, molecular function: GTP binding; GTPase activity; structural constituent of cytoskeleton. The record is from RefSeq and is a predicted model, not a curated record. Lineage: Eukaryota; Viridiplantae; Streptophyta; Bryopsida; Funariales; Funariaceae.
GUUGGUGGGGUGCCAGUGCCUGUGAUGUGUCCCGCGUAGCUCCAGGAGAAAGUCUCCCCUCCAACAAAAUCUGAACUGUCUGCCACAAUAUAACUAACUCCAAGUCUCAGCCGGCCCCCUGAGUUCCUCUUGUCUGUCUUGUCUUCGUCGUUCUGCUGCUCCUUGCAGAGGGCCUUGCAUUCUCUGGCUUUUGCAAGGCUCUCCUUCACGUUGCCUGCACUGUUGUAACCAGUCCCGCAAUAUGAGAGAAAUCCUUCACGUCCAAGGCGGGCAAUGCGGCAACCAGAUCGGCGCCAAGUUCUGGGAGGUGAUAUGCGAUGAACAUGGCAUUGAUCCAACUGGAACAUACCAUGGUGAUUCCGAUUUGCAACUGGAAAGAAUCAAUGUCUACUUCAAUGAGGCCAGCGGGGGUCGUUACGUGCCCCGCGCGGUGCUGAUGGAUCUGGAACCAGGAACCAUGGACAGUGUUCGGUCGGGGCCAUACGGUCAAAUUUUCAGACCAGACAACUUCGUAUUUGGCCAAACCGGUGCCGGAAAUAACUGGGCAAAGGGCCAUUACACCGACGGCGCUGAACUGAUUGAUUCCGUACUCGAUGUUGUUCGUAAGGAGGCAGAGAGUUGCGACUGCCUCCAAGGAUUUCAGAUUUGUCAUUCCAUGGGAGGUGGAACGGGAUCAGGCAUGGGGACGCUUCUCAUCUCAAAGAUUAGGGAGGAAUAUCCGGAUCGCAUGAUGGUGACCUUCAGCAUUGUACCAUCCCCAAAGGUGUCGGAUACAGUGGUUGAGCCCUACAAUGCCACCCUCUCCGUGCAUCAGCUCGUAGAGAAUUCCGAUGUGUCCAUGUGCCUCGACAAUGAGGCCUUGUAUGACAUUUGCUUUCGUACUCUCAAGCUCACAACGCCCACUUUUGGAGAUUUGAACCAUCUCAUCUCUGCAACCAUGAGCGGCGUCACAUGCUGCCUCCGCUUCCCCGGUCAGCUGAAUUCCGAUCUGCGGAAGCUGGCCGUCAACCUAAUACCAUUCCCCCGCCUCCACUUUUUCAUGACCGGCUUCGCUCCGCUCACUUCCCGCGGCUCCCAGCAGUACCGAGCUCUGACCGUCCCCGAGCUCACCCAGCAGAUGUGGGACGCCAAGAACAUGAUGUGCGCCGCGGAUCCUCGCCACGGCCGCUACUUGACCGCAUCCGCCAUGUUCCGCGGAAGAAUGAGCACCAAAGAAGUGGACGAGCAAAUGCUCAACGUCCAGAACAAAAACUCCUCCUACUUCGUGGAAUGGAUCCCCAACAACGUCAAAUCCAGCGUCUGCGACAUCCCCCCGAAAGGUCUCAAGAUGUCCGCCACCUUCGUCGGCAACUCCACCGCCAUCCAGGAGAUGUUCAAGCGCGUGAGCGAGCAAUUCACUAGCAUGUUCCGGCGCAAGGCUUUCUUGCAUUGGUACACGGGCGAGGGCAUGGACGAGAUGGAAUUCACGGAGGCGGAGAGCAACAUGAACGAUCUGGUGUCCGAGUACCAGCAAUACCAGGAUGCCUCCGCCGACGAGGAGGGCGAGUUCGAGGAGGAAGAGGAGGCGGCUUGAAUAUACCACAUGUGGAUAUAUAUAAUCAUCCGCAAUAUUUCAUCCAUACAUGAUCGUUCAUCCAUCCUUCUCCGUCUCAUACAAUUUUUGUUGGGGCCAGUCCUCAUUCUACUCAUUCUGCAAGCUGUUUUAUCAAGCCAGGCUCCAUUCUGCUCUAAUUUUUUGUUUACAACUCCAAGAAGCUUGUUACGCUAGACCUUGAUAUGAAGAGGAAGAAGUGGAAUUCUAUCUAAUGAAGAACCUACUAUGUGAUUACUUAUCUAAUUUUUUUAUCAACGUACUACCAUUAACUUUUCAGUGGCUGUGGUUCACGAUUAUUCUCUUUGAAACAUUUUCUUUUUCAUGCGUCGUUUGAAAAAUUUGAUGUGUUUAUUUUUAUGAAAAUUAAUUUAGUAUUUGUGUUGUAUUUUUAAAAAUACCAAAACAAUUAUGGAAUAAGAGUUCAUGUUUUUUUU